AUGCUCAAAUCUGCCACAAAAACCUCUGCAAAAAUUAUAUCUUCUUGUAAUAAUAAUCCCAAAAAAAUAAAUAAGGGAAAGUCUAAGGUUUUCGAGUUAGGAUCUGUAAAAAUCACUUCUGCAUAUGAGGACUCUCCUAAAAGGCAACGACAUUUUGGUUUGGAAGAAGGAAAGACAUUCUACCCGACACAUGAAGAGUUUCAGAAUCCGUUUGAAUAUUUUGAAAAAAUACGGCCGGAUGCAGAAACGUGGGGCAUUAUAAAGGUAAUUCCGCCUAAAGAGUGGAAACCUAAUUUUACAUUGGAUGCUGAGGCAUUUCGCUUCAAGACUCGUGUUCAGAGGGUAAAUACUAUGCAAGGUGAAACCCGACUUCGCCUUAAUUAUUUUGAACAACUCCAGAAAUUCCAUGCGAUGUUCGGGAAAUCCUUGUCUAAACUACCACAUCUAGAUAGGGCACCAAUUGAUUUAUAUCUGCUUGCUAAAUCCGUCAGAAAUCGAUCGGGACCUCAAAGAGUCUCGCAACUUAAACAAUGGGCUCAAGUCGCUCGAGACAUAAAACCCAGUGGUUAUUCCAAGAGAUGUACGUCGGCUUCAAAGACACUCAAAGAUUGCUUUUAUGACUAUGUACAUCCAUUUGAAUAUUAUACGCAAAAUGCGAAAAAUUCAAGCAAAACCAAUGGAUCGAAUACAGAAGAUAUGGACAUAGAUGAUAAUCAAGGCACCAGCACCCCAGUCAAUCAAAAUAUAUGUGGUGAAUGUGGUCAGGAAAUUUAUCGUGAACAAUUGGCAUAUCUUUGUCAGGGGGAUUGCGAAAAACCAUUUCACAGAAAAUGCUUGCACCUUCUUAAUGAGAUUACUCGCGGGAGCAACUUUUAUUGUCCUAAUUGUAUCGUUUCUAUCGGGAGUGAUUUCGGUUUUGGCGAAGGAUCAGAGUAUUCGCUUGCCGAGUUUCAGAAAAAAGCGGAUAAUUUCAAAGCGAACUAUCUACAAAAGCAUCCGCCUGAAGGAGAAACAAACAUUGAAGAUCAUAUUGAAGCGGAGUUCUGGCGGCUAGCUCAAUCAAUAGAGGAAAAUAUGGAUGUUGAAUAUGGAGCAGAUAUAAAUGCGAUGGAUUAUGGAAGUGCUUUUCCUGAUCCUGAGUUGCAUCCACUAGACCCAUAUUCAAAACACCCCUGGAAUCUAAGAAAUUUGCCACGGCACCACGGUUCUCUCCUUCAUCUCAUCCAACCCGAGAUCCCCGGCAUGAUGGUGCCAUGGCUUUAUGUAGGAAUGGCAUUUUCAGCUUUUUGCUGGCACGUCGAAGACCAUUACACAUACUCAAUCAAUUACAUGCAUUUUGGUGAGACCAAGACUUGGUAUGGUAUUCCAUCAUCUAGCGCUGAUCGAUUUGAGGAGGUUGCACAAACAUUGGUGCCAGAAUUCUUUGAAAAGCAGCCUGACCUCUUAAAUCAGCUCACUACCAUACUAAGUCCUAGCAAACUUGUGAAAGCGGGAGUAAAAGUAGUUGCUAUUGAUCAGCGACCAAAUCAGUUUGUUGUGACGUAUCCGCGCGCCUAUCAUGCUGGAUUCAAUCAUGGAUUUAACAUGAAUGAAGCAGUUAAUUUCGCGUUACCUGAUUGGGUUCCCUAUGGACAAGAUUCUAUUAAUUAUUAUAAAACGAUUGCUCGUCCUCCGGUUUUUUCGCAUGAGAGACUUUUGCUUGAACACGCGCUGAGAAAUUAUAAUAACCCGAGGAUAGCUCUUUGGCUCAAAGAACCCGUCGAAGAAAUAUGCAACCGCGAGAUACAAAUGCGACACAAAAUACGGAGAGAAUUGAGGUUAAAAGAACCUGUUUAUGAAAUUUUUGAUAGGGAUGAUCCACAUAUUACAUGUGUCGCGUGCAAACAGUAUUGCGCCUUAUCUCAAGUGGCUUCUUACUGUAAGCCGGCAGUCGUAUGUCUGGAACACGCGAAAGAACAUUAUCAGGAGGUUUGCAGUUGCGGAAAAGGAUGCCAAUACCUUCGUAUAAGAUAUUUGGAUGAACAUCUUAACAGCCUUGUAGGCGCCUUAAACCAAACUCAAAACAACACGAGAGACUGGAUGGAAAAUUAUUGCACAUAUUUCAAAGAGACGGAAAAUCCUAAGCUUGCCGACUUACAAAAGUUAUGGCGACAAGCAAAAUCUCUGCAAAUGCCGAUCAAUCUAGAUUACCUUGAAAACUUUAUCGACAAAUCAAUUGAUUGGACAGAACGCACACAGAUGUAUAGCCAAAUUAUUAAUGAACAUUUAAUGCCAUAUUCGCAAAGACCGCCUGAAUUUAAAAUUGCCGAGUUCUUGCGCCGAUGGGAACGGAGACUCGAUGACGAAAACACUACUGGAAGAGAUAAUAAUGAAGAUGCUGAAGAGGACGAAGAAUACAUUUAUGACGGGGAAGAUCAAGGUGAUGAAGGGAAACGAUACUGCUUUUGCAGAAACAUGGAUGGUGAAAGUUUCAUGAUCUUGUGUGAACGUUGCGGAACCUGGUAUCAUGGAGAAUGCGUAAAUGCAAAACCUGGAACAGUAUCAACCAAGAAGAAAGACAAGUGGUACUGCGACAUGUGUCAGCCAUGGGAAGAAAGAAAUAUCAUCGAGGAAGUAUUAAAACAAGCGGAACUCGGGGAAACUAUGAAUUUCACCCCACUAUUCUCUCGAGAAUUCACGAAAAUCAUAACAAAGAUCAAAAACUGGCUGACUGUUCGAAAUGCUGCCUUGUCGGGCGAAUCAAUAUUCGACGACAAGACAACAAAAAGAAAAUUAUAUGGUAUGGGAUUAAUGUGGGCAAUCCCAAAGAAAGCGGCCGAAAAAACGUCAAAGACUAACCCCAUGAAGAGGAAAAGGGACGUAUGUGGAGAGUAG
Ambispora leptoticha is the source of this 2874-nucleotide messenger RNA. Lineage: Eukaryota; Fungi; Glomeromycota; Glomeromycetes; Archaeosporales; Ambisporaceae. The record is from the annotation of a GenBank genome assembly.